This is a messenger RNA of Amyelois transitella, 2038 nucleotides long. It is a transcript of the gene SC35, whose product is annotated as serine/arginine-rich splicing factor 2. Gene Ontology annotation, molecular function: RNA binding. NCBI's taxonomy places the organism in Eukaryota, Metazoa, Arthropoda, Insecta, Lepidoptera, Pyralidae. The transcript is spliced from 4 exons. Bases 178 to 657 code for a protein of 159 amino acids. The record is from RefSeq and is a predicted model, not a curated record.
UACUCUUCUUCCGGUCGCCAUGUUAUUUCACAUUUCAUUUCUUCGCAACGCUUCCUACGCAGUGUGUUAUUUCUGAAGUGAAAUUAACUUCUAUCUUGAUUACUUGCUUUGUUUGUUGUAUUGAAGCAAGUGAAUAGUUAUUUUGUGAAUUAUUUGUGUGAUAAUAUCUCGACCAUCAUGAGUUACGGGAGACCACCGCCUCGUAUUGAUGGCAUGGUGUCGCUGAAAGUGGACAAUCUCACAUACCGAACGACGCCAGAAGAUUUGCGCAGAGUAUUCGAAAGAUGUGGCGAUGUUGGCGACAUAUACAUCCCAAGAGAUCGCUACACCAGAGAAAGCAGAGGUUUCGCUUUUGUAAGGUUCUUUGAUCGUCGGGACGCAGAGGAAGCGCUGGAUUCUCUAGACGGGCGCAUGUUGGAUGGCAGGGAGCUCCGCGUUCAGAUGGCCCGUUACGGACGCCCUUCAUCUCCAUACAGAAGUCGUUACGACCGUCGACGCAGCAAAUCCCGUGGUCGAUCCAGGUCGCGUUCUCGUUCCCGCCGCCGCUCGUACUCGCGCAGCCGCUCCAGGUCCCGCAGCCGCAGCCGCUCGGACUCCAAGAGCUCCCGGGGACGCUCCCGCAGCCGCAGCCAUUCUCGCUCCAGAUCCAGGCAUUGAUGUGCUAAGUUGAGACAGUACCUGUUGCAAGCUGAAGUGCUGUGCCUCUUGCCCCAGCAGCCUUCGGCUAAGGUACUAACCUCCACAUACUCGGCCAUCCCCAACCUUUACUAUGAUGACAUAGUAGCAAAACAUUCAAUGUAUCAAAUUAUUUCUUUAAGUCACUCACUGAAGGCUAAUUCAUUAUGAUUUUUAUUGUAUCCUUAAUUUUUUUUUUGUUUCCAAGAUGUAUAAUGUGUGAAUGCCAAGUUUGUACAAAUCUUUUGUGACUAGGAAAAAACUUUCUCUACAUUUUGUACAUUGUUUUUUGUUUGAAUCUGCUGAUUUUGUAUUACUGUGUUAAAAACUUAGGUCAUGUGGCAUGAAUUAAUGUAAUAAUUGCCCUGUUUUGGUUUUUUAUGUAAUUCCAUGUGACUUAUUUAGGUGUGUGACAGGUCCUUAGCUGUAUUUCAGGUUUAUAAAAAUAACAUUCUCAUGAAGAGUCUACCCAAAAGGAUUACUAUGGGCUAAUUGGGCAAUUAAUUGGGACAACCUGUUAUAUGUGGUAAAUACAUUUAUGAAACCCAAAUGAAAUUAGUAUUUUAAUUAAGAAUUUCAACCUUUUACGUGUACGAUGUUUAUUAGGUCAUCAUAAAAUUAAAAAUUUCUUAUUAUAAUUUUGUCAUUAGUUUAUCAAGCCUACAUGUAAUUUGUAUUUAGGAUAAUGCUUUCAAUAAAUGUUUAAGAUUUUAUUGUUAUAAUAUUAAUCAAAAUGUUAUGCUCAGGGCGUGUGGAGAGCGCGGGGAGCGAGGCGGUAUGCCGGGGGGGGGAGGGGUUUGCUGAUGCUGACAACUGCUGAAUUGCUGUUGUUGCCGUUCAUAAGUUAUGAGUAAAAUUUUAUAUUUAUUGACAAACCAAGACAUGCAUAAAUAAGUAGGUUUAAAAAGGUACAAUUCGCUAACAAAAUUAGUGACCAAAGUAAAUAACACAUUUUAAAUUGAAAUAUACAUUACACUUAAGAUUUAACUGUAAUUGGACGCGGCGAAGUGCCAAUAUUCUUUCAACACACAGUAGGUGGUAAUGGCGACAUCUCAGUUACUAAUACCAACAUUUGUUUGGCAGGCCGGUGCUGCCGCUGGCCUGUUGCUGUGGCAGUUUGCUGUGCUGAUCCCUGUGCUUUGCAGAUCACGUCUAGGUUUGUCUGUAAGCGGUUGACCCUCCCCGACCUCAAACGACGUAAAAGUACAUUUUCAGGGUAGCAAUCACGGAAGCGUUUUAGAUACUUUUCAAAUAUAUAGUUUAGCAGCGUAACUGAUUAAUUCCACGAAGAUUCGUCGUGAACACCUGGCACUGGAUUAUGUGUAGGUUUUAUUCUUAAUAAAUAAAUGUGACAAAAUAACAA